UCUGUCCGACAUUAUUUAUCAUCCGUGUGGAAAACAACCUCAGAUAGUCGCACGAGCCUCAGCUGAGCACAUUUCACGGGUGUACUCACCUGUCAGUAUGUUGACGUAUCGAGGCGUUAAUCUCUCCUGACACCGACACCCGGUCGGUAUAAGUAUCACCGGUUUACGGUUUAAGAAGCGACCGUGUUAACUGGCGGCUUUGAACCAACGCGUCCGUUGUUUUCGUAGUUGUUGAAAAUAGGAAGAGAACACGUAGCUGCCAUCGUGAAUGCCGCAUUGUUUAAUUUGUAUAGUAUAUAUUAUUAUGUAUAUGAGAGGGGUUGACACUUCAUUACAAAAUUAAACCAAGCGGCAUUCACGAGGACCGCUAUACGUGAAAAGUCGCCAGUUAACAGGGUCGCUUGUUAAACCGUAACACCGGGCAGCUCCGCGGUCACCGUGACGCACCGACGCAGCUCGCAGUGUUCCCGGUGUCUGACCAUGUUGGGACCUCUGACGCCUAGAAGUCGUUUUAUUGAAGUGUUUCUCAAAGCGUUUGCGCAGACAAACAGACCUCGGUGUGCCUCAACCAGCCGCCAGCCGGAGCACAUCCGCACAUUUAUUUCAGAGAACACGGAAGUAGUUGGAAAGCAAAGUUUGACGCCAGAGAUUAAACUGAGGCUCUUCACCCCGACCUGCAGAUUCUGGAGGGAAAGACCCGAGCUGUGGCCGUUUGAUGACCCGUACUGGGCCAUAUACUGGCCAGGAGGUCAAGCGCUCUCACGAUAUCUCCUGGAUAACCCUGCAGUGUGUCGGAGUAAGACGGUUCUGGAUCUGGGCAGCGGCUGUGGAGCCUCAGCCAUCGCUGCAACACUAUGUGGUGCUGCUCAUGUAGUUGCCAAUGACAUUGACACUGUUGCAGCUGUCGCGACCCACAUGAACUGUGAGCUUAAUGGCCUGCAGCCUCCUGUUUGUCUGAGCCACAACAUGAUUGGCUCGCCACCCAAGGGCUUUGACCUGAUCCUCCUGGGGGACAUGUUCUAUGACGAGGCCCUCGCCACCAGCCUUCACAGCUGGCUGGAUCACUGCAUCCGCACCCACGGCACCAAAGUCCUGAUCGGAGAUCCUGGAAGAGCCCAGUUUGAAGAACACCGCAUCCGAAGACUCUUGCGUCAGCUGGCUCAGUUUGAGUUGCCUGAGUCUGUCCGAGAGGAGAACUAUGGUCUGACCUGCAGCAGUGUUUGGUGCUAUCACCCUGAACUCUCAGGACCUUAGAGGAUCCUCCGUGCCUUCUUGUUUGAAUGUGGACACAUGUACUGACUGUGAGGCUAAAGGUUGUACCUGAA
Messenger RNA from Cyclopterus lumpus (lumpfish), 1325 nucleotides. RefSeq names its product electron transfer flavoprotein subunit beta lysine methyltransferase (gene etfbkmt). Gene Ontology annotation, molecular function: protein-lysine N-methyltransferase activity. NCBI's taxonomy places the organism in Eukaryota, Metazoa, Chordata, Actinopteri, Perciformes, Cyclopteridae. Gene Ontology annotation, cellular component: mitochondrial matrix. The coding region runs from base 481 to 1254 and encodes 257 amino acids. The record is from RefSeq and is a predicted model, not a curated record. Gene Ontology annotation, biological process: peptidyl-lysine trimethylation. The transcript is spliced from 3 exons.